This is a messenger RNA of Lactuca sativa (garden lettuce), 1421 nucleotides long. RefSeq names its product protein BZR1 homolog 1. Gene Ontology annotation, biological process: brassinosteroid mediated signaling pathway; DNA-templated transcription. Gene Ontology annotation, molecular function: DNA-binding transcription factor activity. The record is from RefSeq and is a predicted model, not a curated record. NCBI's taxonomy places the organism in Eukaryota, Viridiplantae, Streptophyta, Magnoliopsida, Asterales, Asteraceae.
GUCCAAUAAAUUUCCGCUUUUUAACUUCAAUCUUAACCAUUCAAUAGAUCCAUCAAACGACCGCUGAGAAUCUCAUUGCCCCAUACCAUCAAGUUCCUCGUGUUCCUUGACACAUGAUUAUUGCCCACUUUCAGACUUUGAUCGCUUUUACGUCAAAAGACACACACAUACACACAGAAGGUGGGGGACUGGUGAAUUCAUCGUGGGUGUGUGAAAUUUCACACAUUUCACAACGCCAUUCUCAUCAGUUGAAACACAAAAUCCCACAUAAGAGAAUCUGAGAGGUGGGUUUUGUUUAAAGAAAAAUGAUGUGGGAAGGAGGAUCGUCAUCUGCGGUUACGGAGGAAGGUAGCAGCGGCGGCGGCGGGGGUGGAGGAGGGAGGAGGAAGCCGUCAUGGAGAGAGAAAGAGAAUAACCGGAGGAGAGAGAGACGGCGGAGGGCAAUUGCGGCAAACAUAUACAAUGGGUUGAGGGCACAAGGAAAUUAUAGUUUGCCUAAACAUUGUGAUAACAACGAGGUCUUAAAAGCUCUUUGUAAAGAAGCUGGUUGGGUUGUUCUUCCUGAUGGCACCACUUUUCGUAAGGGAUGCAAGCCGCCACCCUCCGCCUUCGAACACGGUGGCUCAUCAACAAACACGACUCCGUGUUCUUCUCGGAAACCAAGUCCACCGUCAUCGUCGUUCCCUUCAUACCAAUGCAGCCUCUCAUCUUCUUCCUUCCCCAGCCCAUCGCAUCUCGAUUCUACAGAUCCGCCAUUAAAUAAACCUUUUGCUUUUCUAAGCAACUCAAUUCCGUCAUCACUCCCACCUCUCCGGAUCUCAAACAGCGCUCCGGUGACCCCACCACUCUCAUCCCCAAAAGUUCCGAAGAAAAACAAUCUCAAUUGGGAAGCUUUUGAUCUACCAUGUUUCGCUUCUUCAGUACCCACAAGUCCAACCAGCCACCGGCGGUUCAGGCCCGCCACCAUACCGGAGUGUGAGGAGCCUGAUUGGUCCACCGGCGGUUCGUUUCAGAGGUUGAGGUUCCAGGAUUGUAUUCCGAUGAUGGUGAACCCAAACUCUCCAACGUCCAAUCUUGUGAAAUCAAUGGCUCAAGUGGCUGCUAUGAAUGAUGCGAUCGCUGAAAAGGGUAAAGGGGUGAAGGCAUGGAAAGGCGAGAGGUUUCAUGAAGUCGGUUUUGAUGAUCUUGAGCUCACCCUUGGAAGUGGGAAUGCUCAAAUAUAGUGGAAUGUUCAUUUCUUCAGGAUUUAGAAGUUGGUAUAUUAUCGAUUCUUUUCCAAGUCCAUUUAAAUGAAUGGAAAUAUUAUGAUUCGAUCUUGGUUUUUUAUAUUUGUUUUCAUCAUAUUAGUAAAUAGAAACCCAUGUUUAUGAUUCAGUCAGGUAGUUACACCAGGAGUGAUAUGGAUUGUGUUACUUCGAGAA